Felis catus (domestic cat) is the source of this 2571-nucleotide messenger RNA. It is a transcript of the gene OXGR1, whose product is annotated as oxoglutarate receptor 1. Gene Ontology annotation, cellular component: plasma membrane. The transcript has a single exon. Bases 488 to 1504 code for a protein of 338 amino acids. Gene Ontology annotation, biological process: G protein-coupled receptor signaling pathway. The record is from RefSeq and is a predicted model, not a curated record. Gene Ontology annotation, molecular function: G protein-coupled receptor activity. Lineage: Eukaryota; Metazoa; Chordata; Mammalia; Carnivora; Felidae.
CUCCUGUAAAAUAGAGAUAAUAAGAAACACUUCACAGCAUCUUGUGAAGUUUAGAGGUUACGUGAUGGUGAAGUGCCUUGCGCUUGAUUAAUGGUAGGUCUUGUUAAGUCUCUAAUGGUGACAUUCUGUGGCUUCCCCAAACAGCAACCUUGCCAACUUGAUGUCCACUGCCGCUACAUGCAUUUGUUUAUUUGCAAUCCUUCGUUUUCAUUCUGGUGGUAACUUAACUUUCAUAUUAUUAUUAGAUGCCUUGCCUCACAAUCGUUUUCUUAGAAAUUCAAUCUCUUCUCCACAGGGUCUCUUUGAGAUUAAAGAGAAAGAAGUGGCACAUUUAGGAUCUGAGAGCAAUUUUCAUUUAAAAGAAGAUCAUUGUUUUCAUUACCCUAUCAUUAAUGUUUUCUGUUUUCCUUUAUCAGGGAGUUAGUUUGAAGUGAUUUGUGUUGCCAAACCGAACGCUUGUUUUCCUGCAAGAUGAAAGGAGACAGCCAUGAAUGAGCCACUGGACAGUUUUGCAAAUGCUUCUUCCGACUUCCCCGAUUUUGCAGCGCCUUUUGGAAAUUGCACUGAUGAAAAAAUCCCACUCAAGAGGCACUACCUCCCUGUAACAUAUAGCAUCAUCUUCCUGGUGGGCUUUCCAGGGAAUGCAGUAGCGAUUUCCACUUACAUUUUCAAAAUGCGGCCGUGGAAAGGCAGCACCAUCAUUAUGCUGAACCUGGCCUGCACAGACCUGCUGUAUCUAACCAGCUUCCCUUUCCUGAUUCACUACUAUGCCAGCGGCGAAAACUGGAUCUUUGGGGAUUUCAUGUGCAAGUUCAUCCGCUUCGGCUUCCAUUUCAACCUGUACAGCAGCAUCCUCUUCCUCACCUGUUACAGCAUCUUCCGAUACUUCGUGAUCAUUCACCCCAUGAGCUGCUUUUCCUUUCACAAGACUCGAUGGGCCGUGGUGGCCUGUGCUGUGGUGUGGAUCAUUUCCCUGGUGGCCGUCAUUCCCAUGACCUUCCUGAUCACAUCAACCACCGGGCCCAAUAGAUCGGCCUGCCUUGACCUCACCAGUUCGGAUGACCUCGCCACUAUCAAAUGGUACAAUCUAGUUUUGACUGCAACUACUUUCUGCCUUCCCCUGGUGAUAGUGACACUGUGCUAUACAAUGAUUAUCUGCACCCUAACCCAAGGACCUCAGAAUCACAGCUGCCUUAAGCAGAAAGCUAGAAGGCUAACCAUUCUGCUACUCCUCGUGUUUUACAUAUGUUUUUUACCCUUCCACAUCUUGAGGGUCAUUCGGAUCGAAUCUCGACUGCUUUCAAUCAGCUGCCCCAUCGAGAAUCAGAUCCAUGAAGCGUACAUCGUUUCUAGGCCGUUAGCCGCCCUGAACACCUUCGGUAACCUGUUACUGUAUGUGGUGGUCAGUGACAACUUCCAGCAGGCCCUCUGCUCGAUGGUGAGAUGCAAAGCCAGUGGGGACCUGGAACAAGCAAAACAAAUCAGUUACUCAAACAACCCUUGACAUACUUCAUUUAGUCAACCAAGAAGAAAAGCCUGCUGAUAUUUUAACUUCUAAGUCCAGAACGGCUCCCUCAGUGGCUCUCAGGAAAUAUUGUAUGUUCAGGUAAUCACGUGCCAAAGCCAGGACGGGGCUACCGGGAGUUCUUGGUAACCCAUUUAUUGAGAUCUUCCCUAGGGUAGAGGUAAGAAUGGGAUACAUGCGUAUCAGCAGAAGAUUCACAUGUAGAAUCCAAACUAUUAGAAAUCAGGGACAUCUUGCGAAACAUCUAGUCUUGGGGCACCCGCAUGGCUCAGUUGGCUAAGCCUCCAAAUCUUGAUUUCGAUUCAGGUCAUGAUCUCGAAGUUCAUGAGUUCGAGCCCCUCACUGGGGCCUGCACUGGCACUGAGGAGCCUGCUUGGGAUUCUCUCUCACCCUUUCUCUCUCUGUCCUCCUCAGCUCUCCCUUUCUCUCUCCUCUCUCUCAAAACAAAAAAAUAGAUAAACUUAAAAAAAAGAAAAACAUGCCCUAGAUCUGUCAGGAAGUUAGUGCCAAGAUUGGAGAAAACCAAGCUACUCACUCAUGGUUUCAUGCCCCCUUCAUACUGGGGCCUGUUUGUGUUGAACCCCCAGACUAUCCAAGGCAUUAUUUAUCUCUUUUUCAGUAUUCUUUUUGUUUUCAUUUCAUAGCUUUAAAACUUACUCUUUCAAACUUUGCUUUGAGGCCAUUAAACUGCGUUUCUCACAAGGCUUUAGUCAAGUAGAUUCAAGGUGGUCAGUACAAUUCACCUGAGACACCCCAAAGAUGUCAGUGCAAAUAGCAACAUAUGUGGGUCAUUAUGUCUGUAUUGUUGUAGGUCGUUUUAAAAGUUGCUGCUGAGUUUAUAAAAAUGAUCAACUAAUACUAGUUAUUAUCACCACAUCCUGGGGAAGGAGGAGCCACUUCUUGGGGAAACAGAAGUCCUUUUAAAUACCUUGUAUAUAGGGGCGACUGGGUGGCUCAAUCGGUUGGGUGUCCAACUUCGGCUCAGGUCAUGGUCUCACUGUUCGUGGGUUCGAGCCCCGCGUCGGGCUCUAUGCUGACCACUUGGA